UCUCAAACCCCUGACACUCUUUCAGUGCUAAUAAGCAUUAGGUGAAUGGCCACCUUUCCCCUCAAAACUUUUCUUUUCUUUCACACAAUGCAGUAUUUUACCUUCCUCACAGUGCAGUAGAAGCAAAGAAACCAAGUCCUCUCCUGAUCACAACAUCAAAUAUGAUCUCCUCUCCGCCCUCUAGUCUUCAAGCCCCUUCGUUAACCAAUGGAAAGAGGAGCAUCCUCAUCCCUGACCAUUAUGACCUCCUCCCGAUCGGAAGUUGACACCCGCCGCCCUUUCCGGUCGGUGAAAGAGGCGGUCGCCGUCUUCGGCGAGCGCCUUCUCUCCGGAGAAGCCUAUUCUCAGAACACCAGCUCAAGCCUUAAGCCCGAGCAUCCACCUCCAAAGCCUCAAUACUCGCCUCCUUCUCCUUCUUAUUCCACGUCCUCUUCCAGAUUCAACCAAGACAGAGAUGACGAGUUGAAUAUAAUUCUAAGCACAAUGAAGAAACUGGAGUCGGAGCUCAAAGAAACCAAGCGCGAGGUAACUUUUCUUAAGCAAAGGGGUUCAGAGACAGAGAUCGCAGUCGCCUCACUGAACGCAGAGCUCCAUAAGAGCAAAGCGAAGCUUGCCGAGAUGGAAGCGGCUAGUGGUGUUUUCAUGGAAGAGGAGAAAAAUUUGAAAGUGGGAAGUGACCGUUGGGGUGUUGAGGAGGAGGAAAUCAUGGAGGUGAAGUAUGAGUACUUUCCAUCUUUGGCUGGGGCUCUGAGGCUUGGAGAGGCUGAUGCUGCUGAGGUUACUAGAAGGAGAAGGGCGAACGUUAUGAAGAAGAAGAAGAAGAAGCCUAUCGUUCCUCUGAUUGGAGACUUGUUUAAGAGGAAGAAAGAUUCUGGAAAGAUGGGGGAUUCUCUCUACAGCAAGUCUUAUUUCAGUGUAGUGUCUUCAGAUGCCUGAGCAGGGGACAUAAUCGCGUCUUAGCUCCGUUUUAAUAAACGAACAUUUUAUCAAAAUUAUAAUAAUUUUAUAUAAAUAUAUGAAUCUCCCAAUGUAUUUUUUAAAAGUGGAGAUGAUUGAAGUUUGUAUUAUGGUGACUUUUUGUUGUUUUUUUGUAAGUGUGAUUGAAGUUGGUAUGUAUAUAUUAU
This is a messenger RNA of Dendrobium catenatum, 1124 nucleotides long. RefSeq names its product WEB family protein At1g75720. The coding region runs from base 208 to 936 and encodes 242 amino acids. Lineage: Eukaryota; Viridiplantae; Streptophyta; Magnoliopsida; Asparagales; Orchidaceae. The transcript has a single exon. The record is from RefSeq and is a predicted model, not a curated record.